This is a messenger RNA of Micropterus dolomieu (smallmouth bass), 2562 nucleotides long. RefSeq names its product protein-glutamine gamma-glutamyltransferase K-like. The transcript is spliced from 13 exons. Bases 1 to 2355 code for a protein of 784 amino acids. Gene Ontology annotation, biological process: peptide cross-linking. Gene Ontology annotation, molecular function: protein-glutamine gamma-glutamyltransferase activity. Lineage: Eukaryota; Metazoa; Chordata; Actinopteri; Centrarchiformes; Centrarchidae. The record is from RefSeq and is a predicted model, not a curated record.
AUGUCUACAGAGACGCGGUCACACAGAGACACAUCUGCAGUGGGUCGGUUUCCAUCUGUCACUCUCAAAUCUGAGGAAGAAAAGAAAGAUCUAGAAGACAACAAUGCUGAGAAAGAAAAUGCAUGUAGGCAGUGGCUGCGCAAGGUCUGCCCAUGCUGCUGUAACAAGCCAAAGGACGAUGACAUCACAGACACUGUGGUCACAGUGAUUGAUGAUCUAGAAAAGGAAGAAGGGAGAAAUGGCAAGAAGCCUGUGAUCGGUGACAGCCAGCUUGAGGACCUCCUCCUGAAAGUGCGAUCAAUAGACCUGAUGAAAAGCAAAUCAGGGCAGAACCACACAGAGCACUACACAAAUCUCUACCAAAGUGAUAACUUCAUUAUCCGCAGAGGACAGAAUUUCCAGAUGUGGAUCACCCUGUCUCGACCUUAUAACCCCAGCAGUGACAAACUCCACCUUGAACUUAAAACAGGGCCACUGCCAACAGUGUCAAAAGGAACACAUGUCAUCAUCCCUUUAGUCGAGGAGCUGGAGGACCAUCGUUGGGAGGCUACUGUUGUGAAACAGGAUGAUAAAAGGAUACAUCUGUCUGUGAAUUCUCCACCCACGGCGGUCAUCGGCCGAUAUCAACUCACAGUUGAAACAAACUGCACAAAUGGUCGGGCCGUUUCCACACAUGACCCUGCUAAUGAUAUCUACAUGUUGUUUAACCCCUGGUGUGAAGAGGACACAGUGUUCAUGGAUUCUGAAGAGGAGAGGCAGGAGUACGUCCUGAACGAUGUCGGUCGAAUCUACUACGGCACACAGAAUCAAAUUGGAGUUCGAACAUGGAACUACGGACAGUUUGAUAAUGGGAUUCUGGAUGCUUGCCUCUUUGUCCUGGAAAAGAGUGGAACUCCUUCGUCUGGUUGGGGAGACCCGGUUAAUGUGGUACGAGUCAUCUCAGCCAUGAUCAACUCUGUUGAUGACCGUGGAGUCCUGGAGGGAAACUGGUCAGGAGACUAUUCAGGUGGAACUAGUCCAACAGUUUGGAGUGGAAGUGUGGAAAUCCUGAAGAACUACCAUAAAAACAAUGGCACCCCCAUUAAGUAUGGUCAGUGCUGGGUCUUUGCUGGCGUAGUCACUACAGUUUUACGGAGUUUAGGCAUUCCCAGUCGAACUGUGACCAACUUCGAUUCAGCUCAUGACACAGACGUCUCCUUGACAACAGAUGUAUACCUGGAUGAGAACCUGGAGCCAAUAGAGUGCCUCAAUUCUGAUUCUAUCUGGAACUUCCAUGUGUGGAAUGACUGCUGGAUGGCUCGUCCAGACUUGCCUCCAGGCAAUGGAGGCUGGCAAGCUGUCGACGCCACACCUCAGGAGACCAGCCAGGGCACCUACCGCUGUGGCCCAGCUUCUCUCGCUGCUGUCCGCAAUGGUCACGUCUACCUCAAACAUGACUCUGCGUUUUUGUUCGCGGAGGUGAACAGUGAUAAAAUUUACUGGCAGAGGAAGGUAGAUGGGACCUUCGCUAAAAUCUACAGUGAGGAAAAGACUGUGGGCCACUUCAUCAGCACAAAGGCUGUUGGCUCUAAUGAACGCAAUGAUAUCACACACCUUUACAAACACCUCGAAGGCACAGAGGAAGAACGCAUUGCUGUAGAAACAGCAUGUAGCUAUGGCUCCAAAGCAGGGGCCUAUUCCUCUCCCACAGCAAAGGAUAUCUCUAUAGAAGUGACCGUGGAUAAUGAAGGUCUCACAAUGGGAAGAGAUGCAGAGCUGACCAUCGUGUUGCAAAAUAGCAGCUCAGAGCAACGCACGGUCAUCCUGUACAGCCAGGUGGCAGUCAUGUAUUACACCGGCGUCCACAAGGCCACAUGCAGAAAAGACAGUACAGAAAUAGACAUGCUACCCAAAGAGGUAAAAAGAUUGGAGUGGACCCUGGAGUACAAAGACUACAAGGACCAACUGAUAGACCAUGCCAGCUUAAUGCUGACACUGUCAGGCAAGGUCAAGGAAACACAACAGGUCCUGGCCACUCAGUUUGCUUUCCGACUCAGGACCCCAGACCUCAUCAUAAAGCCAAUCGGGAAGGCCGUGGUAGGGGAAAAGAUGGCAGUAGAGAUUUCGUUUACUAACCCACUACCUCAGAAGCUGAAAGCUGUUAUAUUCCACGUGGAAGGACUGGGCCUCCUAACUGCUCGAAAGAUUAAUUACGGAGAUAUUGGCAGCCGUGCCUCCGUGUCUCUGACUGAGCAAUUCGUCCCCACCCUGCCUGGGCCAAGGAAAUUGCUGGCUUCAUUGGACUGCAAGCAGCUCACUCAGGUUCACGGUGUGACCGACAUCACAGUGAAGGACAAAAGCAAUGCUGCUCUAUAGCGAUUCGAAAACAGAGGCACUUUCUCAAUGAAUGUUGACAGUCAUUUCUCCAUAUAGGCAAAGCGCUGUGACGAGAUUCUACAAUAAACAGGCGUAAAAAAAGUGUUUUCCAUUCCUCAGUCCUCAGUAGCUGCAGAGGUUAGACAGGGUGGCAACUUAAAGUUAUGAUAUUUAUUUUCUGUACUUUGAAAUUUGUUGAAGGUUUAA